Penicillium paradoxum is the source of this 462-nucleotide messenger RNA. Its product is annotated as putative ubiquitin conjugating enzyme (UbcB). Lineage: Eukaryota; Fungi; Ascomycota; Eurotiomycetes; Eurotiales; Aspergillaceae. The record is from RefSeq and is a predicted model, not a curated record. The transcript is spliced from 3 exons. The coding region runs from base 1 to 462 and encodes 153 amino acids.
AUGGGCAGCAUCAAGCGCAUAUCCAAGGAGCUGAGUGAGCUUACCGAGUCCCCUCCGGAGGGGAUCACAGUCGAGCUGGCCGAUGAGUCGAACGUGUACGAGUGGAAGAUCACCAUGGAAGGACCCGAAGGAUCACCAUAUCACAAUGGAAACUUCCGAGUCAAGCUCUCGCUACCCACCGAAUACCCCUUUAAGCCCCCGACAGUCUCCUUCGCAACAAAAAUCUACCACCCGAACGUGACAAACGAUGACAAAGGGAGCAUGUGCUUAGGCAUGCUACGUGCAGAUGAGUGGAAACCCAGCUCCAAGAUCGCCGCUGUUCUCCAAUUUGCUCGGCAACUACUGGCCGAGCCGAUGCCAGAUGACGCGGUGGAGGGGAGGAUCGCAGAGCAAUACAAAAACGACCGGAAGCGUUAUGAGGAGGUUGCACGAGAGUGGACUCGCAAGUACGCUUCUGAAUAG